UCUUUGGUUUCGUUUCGUGGCGAUCUUGUAAUAAUUCACACAGAGUCCCAACCCUAACUUUUCUUUCUCGCUGUCCCCUCCCACCGGCAUCUCACGAUGGAGUUCUCUGCCGCCGACUUUGAAAGGCUUGUGAUGUUCGAGCACGCUCGCAAAGCUUGCGAGGCUCAGUACGCUAAGGAUCCUCUCGAUUCCGAGAAUCUGCUGCAGUGGGGUGGAGCAUUGCUUGAACUUGCUCAGUUCCAGUCUAUUCCCGAGGCAAAGCUCAUGUUAAAUGAUGCGGUUUCCAAAUUGGAAGAGGUGUUGACAUUAAAUCCGGGGAAGCAUCAGGCUCUUUGGUGUCUUGGCAACGCCUACACUGCCCACGCCUUCCUUACCCCUGAUAUCGAUGAAGCCAAAGUUCACUUUGAUAAAGCCGCUGAUUAUUUCCAAAGAGCUGAAAACGAGGAUCCAGGUAAUGAGAUGUACCUCAAGUCCUUGGAAGUUACAGCAAGGGCCCCGGGGCUGCAUAUGAACAUACAUGGGAAUGGGACGAUGCAGCAGUCACUGGGUGGAGGUGGUGGAGGAGGAGGUCCCUCAGCUUCAUCAAAUGCUGGCGGUGGUAAGAAGAAGAAUAAGAAUAAGAACAAUGACUUCACAUACGAUGUAUGUGGUUGGAUCAUUCUCGCUUUUGGGAUUGUUGCUUGGGUUGGCAUGGCUAAAUCCCUUGGCCCUCCUCCUCCUGCUAGAUAAUAAUAGCCCUAGUAGCCACGGCCAUUUCCAUAAAGGAAAUAAUGUCUGCUAGUUCACGUUUUCCAAACAGAGCGGUCCUAAGCCCUGUGACUAUGGUUUUGUUUUUUUGCUUGGUGUACACCUCCAUCAAAUUUUUAUUUUAUUUUUACUUAAUCUAGGAUGUCUUUUUUUUUUACUGAUAUUUGAUUUCCUUUAUCUACGUGGGUAGUUAUGUUUUGCACGAACUCAAGGUGUGUACACACACGAUUUCUAUAUGAGUCCGUAAGAAUUGACAA
Messenger RNA from Brassica oleracea var. oleracea, 1004 nucleotides. Its product is annotated as mitochondrial import receptor subunit TOM20-2-like. The transcript is spliced from 6 exons. Gene Ontology annotation, biological process: protein insertion into mitochondrial outer membrane. Gene Ontology annotation, cellular component: mitochondrial outer membrane translocase complex. The record is from RefSeq and is a predicted model, not a curated record. Gene Ontology annotation, molecular function: protein binding. NCBI's taxonomy places the organism in Eukaryota, Viridiplantae, Streptophyta, Magnoliopsida, Brassicales, Brassicaceae. The coding region runs from base 97 to 729 and encodes 210 amino acids.